AGCAUACCACUCGCAAGGGCGAAGAUGGCCCGUGGCGGUCAAGUGGGAGAGGCUGCUCCGCCUCUACUUCCAACGGUUUCCUUUCAAAAGAUUGAAAACGAUGUUUCGACUCAACCAAGCGGAGUCCAUGAUCACCAGGCAAAAACUUUUGGAUAUAAUGAUGGCUCAGAGUUCAACCGUCCUGACCAGUACAUCCGGCAUAUAGAACCUCUUGAAGCCGACCUUGAGCGCCAGGUUGAAUAUGAUAUGGACGAGCAGGAUCAGGAAUGGCUCGACGCUGUCAAUGCUGAACGAAAGAAGGAGCAGAUAGACAAAGUUAGCUACGAGGUUUUUGAAGUUGUCAUGGAUCGUUUGGACAAGGAGUGGUUCAAUCUGACGAAGCGCGUUCCCAAAAAUGAUUUGGCUCUCCCUUCCGAAGACUCAACUUGCGCUGUCUGUGAUGAUCCAGAAGGAGAGAAUAGCAAUGCGAUCGUCUUCUGCGAUGGUUGUAAUCUUGCAGUCCACCAAGAUUGCUAUGGCGUACCUUAUAUUCCGGAGGGUCAAUGGUUAUGUCGCAAAUGUACCGUUUCCCCUGAGAAUCCAGUGUCAUGUAUCUUGUGCCCCAACGAGGGAGGCGCAUUCAAGCAGACGACCCAGGGAAAGUGGAUUCACCUUCUCUGCGCAAUCUGGGUCCCCGAAACCCGUGUUUCCAACGACGCUUUUAUGGAGCCAAUCAUCGGAGUCAAUACCAUCCCCAAAAGCAGAUGGAAACUGAGAUGCUCCUUGUGCGACAGCCGCCAUGGAGCUUGCAUCCAAUGCGCCAGACCCCAGUGUUUUCUCGCCUUCCAUGUCUCUUGUGCCCGACAAGAUAAACUUCUCCUCCCUAUGAAAAGUACGCAGGGUAGCGAGUCGGCCACGCUCAGCGCAUAUUGUGAAAAACACCUACCGCGAGAGCAAGCACAGCUUCGCGAAGAAGCAUUAAAAGAGGAGGAGGAGCAAGAGGCAGCAGACUACAGCAAUGCCAAACUUGCCAAGUCUGCACGAGCUUAUGCAAAAACCUACAAACCCGGACCGCCUCUUGUUCCUGCCUCCAUUCUUGAGCGAAUUCAGAUCUACGUUAAUCGAGUUAACAUCAGGAAAAAGCCCGAAUUUCUUGCCAUGAUGUGCAGAUAUUGGAGUCUCAAGCGUGAGGCACGAAGAGGUGCACCGUUGCUGAAGCGACUUCAUCUUGAACCUUGGACUGCAAGCACAAAUACGAACAUGGACGGCGAAGAGGAAAAACAGAUGAAACUCGAGCAACUCCAACAUCUGCGCACAGACUUGGAAGCACUGAGAAAUCUGACAGAACUCACACGGCGGCGCGAGACCCGAAAGCUCAAACAGGCCGAACUAAUCAACGAGGUCAUUGCUCAAGCGCUUUUCCCGCAUAUGCCACGCCUUCGAGCCGCCUUCACCAAAAUUGUCGCCCUCGAUCGGUCUGAAUACUUCAAAAUGCCAGUCAAACAAUCUGAGGUUCCCGACUACUUUGACGUGAUUACGACUCCGAUGUCCUGGAGCAUCAUCGAAGAAAAACUGGAAACCUUCAAAUAUUGGGACCUUCAAGUGUUCAAGGAUGAUGUUGACCUCGUUUUAAACAACGCACUCCAAUACAACAAGCCUGGUACGCCGUAUCACAAAACCGCCCUGCGAAUCCAAGCCGCCUCGGUCCCGAUAUUGACCGAGUUAUCUAAUCUGUGCUCUUCGCCAAACCUGCGGAGUCCUAACGAAGAUAAUGCUGAAACUGCUGCUUGGGUACCCACGGCCAUCGGAGAUCUCGAGCCUCCCCUUGAAGUUCUAGACCUCCUUUUGUCGUCGGAUGCCAUUCAGGUUGAAACAGAUCUGCUGCUUUCUGCUGACCCUAUAACAUCCCUCUUUAACUUCGAGCUCGCCCAGCAGAAACCCAACUUGGAGGCGAUAGCAGAAGCUGAGCGCAAAGAAGAAAGGAAGCUUCAGGCCAAAGCCAAGCGGGAGCAAGCCAAAGCGGACAAAUUAGCCAAGCAAGAAGCGGCCCGAGAACGACAACUAGCUCGGGAGCAGGAGAAAGAGGCCGCCGCUGCCCAAAUAGCCAGUGCCUUGGAUCCAGACGAAUCCACCCAUGAAGCUGCGUUAGCUCUUGCCAGUCUGUCCGCGCCAGUAGGAAUACGUGUGACGCGUGGUGCUCUGGCUCAAGUUACUGCACAAGUUGACCCAGAGCCUCCCGUGCCGAUACCCAUACCGGACAGUAUAUCUGCCCCGCCAACAACCCGUAGAAGAAGGAAGGCAUCACCUCAAGAGCAUAUUCCCACUGACUUCGAUCCGGAUGUAAUGGACAGUUUCGUCAAAUUUGGUUGGAGUCCACGAAGGACUCGCCAAUCAACCCAAUCAAUUGGACCUCCUCCACGGAAAAAAGCACGUCAAGACUCAGGCCCCUCGAGUUUAUCACCAGUUCGUGCUCGCGAUUCAGUCGGUCAACAAACCUCAGCUGGCGACAAGCCGGCACCUGCGCGACGCGGAGGACGUAAGCGAUCAGCUGUAAUUCCACCACCAAAGGUCAUUCGAACGGACACUGGGGAGGUCAUCAUCGAAGAAUUGGAUACUCCAGAAAUUCGAAGAGAGAAGAGUGCCCGACGUAAAUUGGAAAUACAGAUGAAGCGCGAUGCUGAAGCUGUUGCCCUCGCUAAGGCAGCGGAGGCUGAACCGCCAACGACAGAACAGUCCGGUGCCCUCCACGAUGCUAUAAACGGAGAUGACCUAACGCCAGAUGAAGACGAAGAGGAUGCUGAUGUCGCAGCUGAUGUUGAAGACAACAAAUCAAGUGAUCUUAGUGAUAUCGAAACGGAGGCCGAACCAGAACCACAACAGAUGGCGCCACCAAACCAAGUUAAUCAGCCUAUUCCCGAGACUGAGCCAGACGGAACAGCGGAGUUCGCCCAGGGAAUUACGCUGCGCAUUGAGAGCGAAGCUGUACCAAUGGAAGAAGACGACCCGAUAAGCGGAGAGCUCACCCCAUCCCCCCAAGAGGAUGUAGAGAUGGUUGAUGUUGAGGAGCCCAAGGCAGCUCCAAGUCAAAAUAAAAGGAAAAGGGGACGUCAAAUCGGUGACGAAACUUGGCCCGCGCAGUUCAAAGACCUGGGACGCAUUACUCUCCGGGAAGGGGCGUCGGUCGAGCCAGGGACGUUGGUUUGGGUAAAAAUCGCAACCUACCCUUGGUGGCCAGCUGUGGUCUUCCAUGACAAUGACCCCAUGGUUCCCCCAAAAGUGCUGAAGGAAGCUCGUCGGAAGCGUGAAACUUCAACGAGGAGGGGAUUCCUACAUGUUGUUCGGUUUUGGGAUAAAGAGAGUAAUAGCAAUUGGCAGUCUGCUUCAGUCGACCAGAUGCGCAUGCUAUGCGAAUCAAAAGGUUACCGCCGUGUUGCGCUUCCUUUUUCUUCGACUGCUGACCACCAAACAGAACUGGACGAGGAACUAUGUAGACCAAACUCACAGCUGCAGAAAUAUAAAGGGCGGAAUCGAAGCGAUGAAAUCCAGGCUGCUUACAAUCUAGCUCUCGGGGAAAUGGAAAGUGGGGACGAGAAAUCUCAGUUUCUGACACCUAUCUGA
Messenger RNA from Mycena indigotica, 3597 nucleotides. Its product is annotated as Bromodomain containing protein. The record is from RefSeq and is a predicted model, not a curated record. Gene Ontology annotation, molecular function: protein binding. Gene Ontology annotation, biological process: regulation of transcription by RNA polymerase II. NCBI's taxonomy places the organism in Eukaryota, Fungi, Basidiomycota, Agaricomycetes, Agaricales, Mycenaceae. The coding region runs from base 25 to 3597 and encodes 1190 amino acids. The transcript has 16 exons. Gene Ontology annotation, cellular component: MOZ/MORF histone acetyltransferase complex.